GAGUGAAUUUGGUGCGAAUCUUCUCCACGGGCUCUGAGAGAAAGAAAAAAAAACUAUGUUGUAUAACUUAGAGAGAGAAAAAAAUCCGAAAUAAGAGGCAUACAGAUGAGAUAAAAGAACGGAGCCAAUACAGCAACUAGAAAAUUAUAACAGCAGCAAAUAGCAUCGAAAGCAGCAGCAGCAGCAGCAGCAGCAACAGAACGAAACAACUGUAAAAACUUCUUAUGUUAUGUGCGCGUAGUAAAUAGUUUCAGUGUAGAAAACGCACAGCAAACAACGAAAAACAACACACGAAAUCACACACGAGAAAGAAAAAUAAGAAACCGAUUUUAUUUUACAAAAAAAAAAUGAAAAAGAAAGACAGAUUGGGACGGGAGGAACGUACGAACUAUAAUUGCAACGGGCAGUAGCUGAGCAAAACACAUGAAUAAUAAUAAUAAAAAGAAAUAACACACAACCAGCAACAACAGAAACAGAAACAAAUUCAAUAAAUAUAUCUAAAAAAAACAGAGUAAUUCAUACAUGAGUGGAGAAAUAAAAACAAAAUAUAAACACAGAAGAAUAAUACAAAUUGAAAAAACACAAACCACAAAUCGCAUUAUCUUUCCAUUACUUUGAUUAAUAUUCAAAUUGGAUACAUUUGUUUUUUGAUAUGUGUGCAUUUAUGUGAUCGCCGAGAAAGAGAGUGCGAGCGAACGAGCGCGCGUUCAUUUCAAAUUUUCACCCGUAGUGGAUUUGGAAAUUUGCAUCGCAAUUGUUUCUCUCUCUUUUUUUUUUUCGUUGUUUCAAAUUCAUUUCGGUCUGUUAGUGUUUUUCAUUUUUUUUCAUUGAGUUUUAAAACUCGGAACGAAUUUCAGUGCUCUCGCAUGUGUGUUUGGAAUUGAGAACGCACCGUGGCUGAAAAAUCAUUAUUAUUAUUACUUUUUUGUUUCUUCGUCGACGACUACGACGACGACGAAGACAGCAACAACAACAACGACAACGACGGCGGCGGCGGCGGCGACGACGACGACGAAAACGACGAUCCGAUCGAUGCUAACUAUAAAAUUUACAGUGGAAUCGAAUGAAAUUGCUUCGGAUAAAUGAAUUGGUUUGGCAUUAUCAACGUCAUAAAUUUGCAUUCAGGUUGAGAAUAAGAGCGCACAGAGAAUCGUCGUCGCAAGAUUUCGAUAUCACAACACACACAUCGAGAUAACAAGAGAAAGAAGAAAAAAACGGCGGCCGAUAACCACGAAUAGUGUGAAAAUAUAAAUUCGUUUGGUUUUCUUCGAAUUUGUUAUUUGUUGAUGUGUUGAUUGUUUUUUUUUUUAGUUUUUUCUCGCUGGGCUCUUUUAAAUUAUUUAGUUUUAUCAUUUUAACAAAAAAAAAGUUUUAAAUUCAUUUAAUUGUGUUCGUGCGUGCAAUUGUGUUAUUUCUGUGAAACGAAGAAAAACAAAAAGAAAAUCAAAAUGUCAUUCGAUGCGCGCAACAAUUCGGCUGUACUGAAGCGAGCCGAGCAGCUGAAACGAUGGGAAGAUUCCGAUACAAAUCGUGCAUCAAACUCACCAAAAGAUCCAGCAACGCGAAGAGUCAAAUUUUCAUCGGGCUGCGUGUUUUUAGCCGCCUGUUUAUCGGGCGACAAAGAAGAUAUCAUUCGAUUAAUUGAGAAUGGUGUCGACAUCGACACCGCUAACGUUGACGGAUUGACAGCAUUGCAUCAAGCAUGUAUCGACGACAAUUUAGAAAUGGUAGAGUUUUUAGUGCAGCAUGGAGCUGAUGUAAAUAAGCAAGAUAACGAGGGAUGGACACCAUUACAUGCUACAGCAUCUUGUGGAUUUCUUAGUAUAGCACAAUAUUUAAUAGAGAAUAAUGCUGAUUUAGCGGCAGUGAAUAGCGAUGGCGAUCUGCCCAUCGAUUUGUCCGAUUCGGAUCGCAUGCAUGCGCUGCUUGAGAAGCAUUUGAUUGAGCAAGGCAUUGAUUGUGAUGAAGCACGCCAAAGUGAAGAGAAAAUCAUGCUGCAUGAUGCCGAAUGUUGGCUGAGAAACGAUGCAUCGGAAGCAGAUCGUCCGCAUCCGCGUACCGGUGCGACGGCAUUGCAUGUGGCCGCUGCCAAAGGAUACAACAAAGUAUUGGGCCUAUUGCUGGCCACACGGGCCGAUGUUGAUAAACAGGAUAACGACGGUUGGACACCGUUGCAUGCAGCCGCACGAUGGGGACAAAAGGAUGCCGCACAAAUGCUGGUAGCCGCCUUAGCCGAUAUGGAUAUCAAAAAUCAUGCCGGCCAAACACCGAUCGAUGUGGCCGAUCCAAGCAUCGUGAAAUUCCUUGAGGAACUGCAGAAGAGCAACAAACGAACCGCAUUACGAAGACCUGCUAGCCAAAUUCGCCUUAGUGAUAAUAUUUAUAAUCAUUUUAAUAUAGAAACACCGAAACCGAAAGUUAUGAAAUCAGACACGAAAAAUAUCGAUGAAGAUAUCCCGAAACCACCAAGCGAACCAGCACCAAUAGCCAAAGAAAGUCAAUUGAUUGAAGAUGAGGCACCAUGGCGACGACCAACAUCCAUUCGCCUCACUCGAACCAAUCAAAAUGAGAAUCCACCAAAAAUACAAGUUCCUGAAAAAGAAUCCCCAAAUACAUUGGAUAGCGAAGUGAUGCUUCGAAGAACACAAAGCUUUGAAAAUGAUGAAAAAUUUUAUCAAAAGUACAUAGAAUUGCGUCGGCGGAUAAACGCGAAUUCUUAUCCAGUUUCACCGGCUACAUUAAAUACUGGCAUGUUUGGUGUAAAUUCCACUUACACGAUUGCACCAACCACAUCAACAACAACUACGACAAAUAAUUUUACAGUACAAAGAUCGGCCUCACUUAAAGAUUACAAACCAUUAAGGAUAAAUUCAUUGCCACCAUCAGCUGUAGCUUCAACGGCUACGAAUAACACGCUCACCACUAACACAACGACGACGACCGCAACGACACCGGUCGCACAACAACAACAAAGAAGCUCUGGCAAAAUUGACGAUAAAAAUAGACCGAAAUAUGGUAGCGUGACCAAUUUGUCGGUCAAUCCGGAAAUUUCAAAUAAAAUCAGUCAAGCGCGUUCGCUAUUCGGUGGAAGUGCAUUUUCAUUGAAUAAAGUAAACGAUCGACCAUUGACACCCUAUCGACACGCGUCGAGCGCCACCGAUUUAACGAACGACAAUGCCAACGACAAACAAACCAUUUCGAACGACAAAAAUUCAAACAGUAGUAAAAAUCCGGACAAAACCUCACCAAAACCGGUGAUCAAGACUCCAAUUAAAUUCACUGACGAACUUCAGGUCAUUACGCAAAAUAAUGAACCGGCCAAAAAAAGCACCUUCGGCCAUAUAUUUAAAAAUUUCUUCAAAUCAUUUGUACCGCCGGCUCGCGAUGAGGAGAGCGAAACGCAACGCAAAGCCCAUGCUAAACGUGUUCGUGAAACCAGACGAUCGACACAAGGUGUUACAUUAGAAGAGAUCAAAAGUGCCGAAGAAUUAGUUAAGAAAAAGAAUUUGAACAAUAAUAAUAAUAGCAGUAGCAACAACAACAAUAACAAUAAUGGAAAUGCAACGACACCAAGUGUGACAGCGAGCGAAACAACAGCGACAAGCGCUGCAAUAAAAACCACGGAAGAUGAUGAGAUUGUUACGUCUGUCACGUUAGUGCUGCCAAACAGUCGUACAGCAUUAAACUCAUCGACAACAACAACAGUAACAAUGAAUGUGCCUGCUGUGAUGUCUGCACCCCCAUCAUCAUCAUCAUCAUCAUCAUCAUCAUCAUCGUCAUCGUCAUCCACAUCAACUUCGACAAUAACACCAACAGCAACAGCAAUUGCAAACAAAAAGACUGAACUGUCGGAUAUGCUAACGAUGAAAGUGUGUCCGACAAAACUAAACACAGCUGAUAGUAGCAGCAAUCAAACGUUUACCAAAUUAUCAACGACGGAUUCAAUGCAAUCGGACCACAAGGAUUGUAUGUACGGAUUGGGCAUUACGGACGACGAUAAAAAUGGUAAGGCAGCGAUUCAAAAGCGAUCACUGCUUGACAUCGAUAAUGCGAGCUCGUUAUCGUUAGCCGAUAAAUUACGUAACGAAGCCAAUAAGUAUUCCUCCGAUGAGAACGCUGGACGUGAGCAUUUCGGAACAAACAAAGAUGCCUUAAACCUAGCCACAAACAAUGAACAACAGCAACAAUCGAUUGUUGACAAGAAGACUGGAUCGUUGCCAACGACACCCACAUCACCGCCAACAUCCGCAUUGUAUCAGCCAAGCGUUGUGACCAGCUCCAUUGGCAAUGCCACAACCACAAUCAAUAGCCACACGAAUGAGCGUCGACCAUCGUGGCGACUCAAAUUAGACGCCGGAUGCAAGUUUAAAUUGGAAGAUGCCACUUUGCCAGCCACCAGCACCAAUUCAAUUGUUGAUAACAACAAUUUGAUGGGACAAAGACGAACAAAUUUGACAACCACCAACACCGUAUCGCGUCCAUUAUCAGCUCCGGUUGUAUCGUCAUCGACCAUCGUCGACAAUACGAGCGAUCGAAGCAAGGAAACUCCCAUCAUCAGCACCGAUGUGACUGUGUCCCUAAAAAAGAACCGAAGUGGAGAAGAUAAAGAAAAUGAAAAAGAGAACGAUAGUCGUGGUGGGCAAGCAACGCAAGCAAUUAUUCAGCGAAGACGACGACCAAAGAGACGUUCAACCGGCGUAUGCAAUGUUGGCGCCGAGGACGCCGAUAACGAGCGACAAGACUCGCCUGUUGAUGGUGAUGAGAGUGGCAGCGAAAAAACGUCAACAAGAUCACGCCUUGGCUCGAGCAGUUCAAUCACAUCGGAACAGAGUCCCGUUGCCGAUAACUCGGAAAAUGGCGGCGAAGCCAUCGAUUACAAGGCACUGUAUGAAGCAGCUAGAUCCGAUAACGAUAAACUUAAAAAUCAAUUGAAAAAGAAAGAUGACGAUCUGAUGAAUGCAAGAGCAGCAAUCGAUAGAUUCACAAAUGCAACAACGAAGAACACGUUAUCUGAGUUGGAAAAGCGAGAGAAACGCGCCAUGGAACGCAAAAUCUCCGAAAUGGAGGAGGAGCUCAAGCAACUACAAAAAUUCAAAUCUGAGAAUGAGCGUCUACGUGCCGAGAAUCGCGCUCUCACUCGUGUCGUUUCAAAGUUAACACUUUCGGCCCAAAAUCAACUCCAUAAUAAAAAAUAAAGCAAAAAAAAUAAAUAAACGAAAAUUAUUCGAAACCAAAAAAACACACACACACGAAUCAAUUUGAUCCGAUCGAGACAAUCAUCAAAUCAAAUCGAUCCGAACGUAAAAUAAAUCAACUACAUACAAAUCAGUGCAUUACGAGAAUUGGAAAGAAGAAAAAACCUUUAUAUAUCAAAAUGAAACGCACACAUUUAAGCAUCAAAUAUACGCUACAGAGCAUCAACAUACAACAGUUAUACCAUUAGCCAAAAACAAAAAAUUAAAACCGAUCGAGAAAAAAAAAUUGAAACAAUAAUCUCCAUUAAACGAGAACGAUGAAUAAUCUAAUUGACAACAACAACAACAAUAAAAAAAAAGAAAAAACCAAAUUUAAACCGAAAAUCAAAAAGAAAAACCAAUCUCAGACAAAUCGCGAAUCAACGCCUCCCCCCCAAAAAAAACAAACACACAAAAAAAUCGAUACAAAAAAAAUUGCUUCAUUGAUGGAUGAAUUAUUCACUCUAUGUGUUAAUAAACGUUGAAACUUUGCGGUAGGAUGACUUAUUAUCGAAUCAACUCGAUGUGUUGAAAACGGAAAAUCAGCGGCUGCGAGACGAGAAUGGAGCAUUAAUCCGUGUUAUAAGCAAACUAAGCAAAUAGGAAAGCAAGUGUCGAGAAAGAGUUCUUUGUUUUCUUUUUCUUGGGAAUAUAGGGACUUUUUUGCUUCUAAGACAACGGUCAAUUCAUUCAAAAAAAAAACAUCAAACGAAAUCUUGAUCUUUUUAUAUAGUACAUUCAAUGCAAUAUAAAAUAAAACACCACACAUAAUCA
Messenger RNA from Sitodiplosis mosellana (orange wheat blossom midge), 6008 nucleotides. It is a transcript of the gene Mbs, whose product is annotated as protein phosphatase 1 regulatory subunit 12A. The transcript has 19 exons. Gene Ontology annotation, molecular function: protein kinase binding; phosphatase regulator activity; enzyme inhibitor activity. Gene Ontology annotation, cellular component: cytoplasm. The record is from RefSeq and is a predicted model, not a curated record. Bases 1449 to 5195 code for a protein of 1248 amino acids. NCBI's taxonomy places the organism in Eukaryota, Metazoa, Arthropoda, Insecta, Diptera, Cecidomyiidae.